Messenger RNA from Lates calcarifer (barramundi perch), 1680 nucleotides. It is a transcript of the gene gdpd3a, whose product is annotated as glycerophosphodiester phosphodiesterase domain containing 3a. The coding region runs from base 275 to 1222 and encodes 315 amino acids. The record is from RefSeq and is a predicted model, not a curated record. Gene Ontology annotation, cellular component: endoplasmic reticulum membrane. The transcript is spliced from 10 exons. Gene Ontology annotation, biological process: glycerophospholipid catabolic process. NCBI's taxonomy places the organism in Eukaryota, Metazoa, Chordata, Actinopteri, Centropomidae. Gene Ontology annotation, molecular function: phosphoric diester hydrolase activity; phosphatidylcholine lysophospholipase A1 activity.
UCAGUGAGUGAGUAAGAGGGAGACUUACUCUAUUCCUGUGUGACGAAAUAUUAGUGGAACACACUUCCUCGGUCUUACCAGUCUGUCCAGUUUUUUCUUACCUUUCAGAGAAGACAGGGGGCAGGUUGUCUUCAGUCAAACUUCUGGAUCUGUUCACUUGUCAGUGGAAGCACAAAGACAGGUUGUUUUGGGCUCGGUCACGCAACUCCAACACACUAGGGGAGAUCGUGCAGAGGCUCUAUCGGGGGCUCACUGGAUGUUUUUUUAGGGAAGGAUGAGCAGUUUUUUGUAUUUCAUCCUCCCAGCGUUGGGGGGAUACACCCUCACCUCCUUCUACCUGCUGAAGAACCCACACAUUCUCCACAGGAAGAAACGUACAGCCUUUUACUGCAGACACAUCUCACACAGAGGAGGAUGUGGAGAGAGGAUAGAAAGCACCAUGGAGGCGUUCACAAACGCGGUGGAGCAGGGCACACACAUGCUGGAGCUGGACUGCCACUUGACACAUGACGGACACGUGGUGGUGUCACAUGACGAGAAUCUGCUGAGGCAGACCGGACAUGAUGUCACCGUGUCCUCACUCAAUCUACAGGAUUUGCCUUUGUAUAAGGAGAGACUGGAGGUAACAUUUUAUGCAGGUCGUUACAGCAGUGGUGCAGACAGGAAGUUUGCUCUGCUGGAGGACGUGUUCAGGAAGUUCCCCAAAAUGCCUGUCAGCAUUGAGAUCAAAGAGAACAACCAGCAGCUGAUAGACAAGGUGUCUGACCUGGUGAGACGUUACAACAGGGAGGAGAUCACUGUCUGGGCCUCGGUCAACUCCAACAUCAUGAGGGAAUGUUGCAGAACGAACGGCUCCAUGCCGUACAGUUUCACUGUGAAUCGAGGACUGCUGCUCCUGCUUCUCUUCUACAGCGGCCUGCUGCCCUUUGUGCCGCUGGGAGAGAGUUUACUGCAGUUCUACCUGCCGCGCAUCUUCAACAGGAUGUUCAUUCCUGAGAAGCGCAUCCUGAGGAACAGGCUGGUCAUCUUUCUGAUUGAAAAAGUAACUAUGAGGAAGAGUCUUUUUGAACACCUUGCAGCCCGUGGAAUACAGGUGCAUUUGUUUGUGUGCAAUGAAGAUGAGGACAUAAAGGCUGCAUUUGAAGUAGGAGCCACAGGGGUGAUGAGCGACUAUCCGACUCUUCUGUCAAGCUACCUCUGCAGAAACACAAAUCAAGACUGACCUCAAAGCACAUUCGAAGAAGAGAUAAGAGAGAAGUAAACACAGCAAGUGUGAGACCCAUUUCCUCGCCCAUGACAAGAUUAGUCAAAGAGCUGUUGGUUUAAGUAUUAAACGUCACGCAGUGAGAACAAAACUAUCACUCAACUCUUACUCACUGUUGAUAGAAUCACUUGUUUGUGGUGUGAUCUGCAACCAGUUCAUCUCUUUGGCCUCUGCCCACACUCAGACACGGCCCAGUGUUUAAGGAAACAGCAAAUUGAUUUACUUUGCAGCAAAUCUACCAGUGCUAGAGUGAAUAUUUAACCAGCUGGGCUAUGUCACCUGACAUCCCAUUUCUCAUGAUAAGAGUAAACGUGACUUUGUUUUGACUGUGUCUGAUGUUAUUUUCUUACAUUAUUUGAUUGGUUUGAGUAACCGCUGGACUAAAGACAUAAAUUUUCUGGGACAUUCCACUUGCA